Molecule: messenger RNA, 1245 nt
Organism: Eimeria necatrix
Lineage: Eukaryota; Apicomplexa; Conoidasida; Eucoccidiorida; Eimeriidae
Product: serine/threonine protein phosphatase, putative
Exons: 10
Coding region: 1-1245 (414 amino acids)
Biological process (GO): peptidyl-serine dephosphorylation; mitotic cell cycle
Cellular component (GO): cytosol
Molecular function (GO): protein serine/threonine phosphatase activity
Source: RefSeq, a predicted model, not a curated record
AUGGCAGCAGCAGCAGCAGCAGCAGACGACCCGUCGUCCUCACCUGCUGCUGCUGCUGCUGCUGCUGCUGCUGCUGCUGCUGCUUCUCCCGCGUCUCGCUCCCCGCCGAGCCCUGCAGCGUCCCCGCGCGGUGCUGCCGGCUCUCCCCCGCCCUCAGCAGCAGCAGCAGCAGCAGCAGCAGCAGCAGCAGGGGCCCCGGCCUCCCCCGCAGCAGCAGCAGCAGCAGCAGCAGCAGCAGCAGACGAGGGUUUGCUGCUGCUGCCGCACCUGCCGCUGCCCCCGCAGCUGCCCCCGCAUUAUUUGUCUCCUUUGGAGCUGCGGGCUGUCGAGGGGGACUUGAGUUUGGUGCUGCAGUGCAAACCCUUGGGGGAAAAGAGAGUGAAGGCCCUUUGCGAGAAACUCAAGGCAGGGUUUAGGGAGAUCUUGAUGGAGGAGGGGAACGUGCAGCCCGUCAGCACCCCCGUGACUGUUGUGGGGGACAUCCACGGGCAGUUCCACGAUUUGAUGCAGAUGUUUAAAUGCGCAGGCACCUGCCCGUCGGUCAACUUUCUUUUUCUCGGCGAUUACGUUGACAGAGGAUUUAACUCUUUAGAAUGUGUAACCCUCGUGUUUUUGCUCAAGGUCCGUUAUCGCCACCGCAUAACCAUCAUAAGAGGCAACCACGAGAGCCGCCAAAUAACUCAGGUCUACGGCUUCUUCGAUGAGUGCAUUCGCAAAUACGGCAACGCCAACGUUUGGAACCUCAUCACGGGGGUUUUCGACUACUUGCCUCUAAGCGCUUUAAUAGAGGGACAAAUUUUUUGUCCCCACGCUGGGCUGUCUCCUCAGCUGGACUCUCUUGACUCUGUGCGGGCUCUGCAGCGGCUGCAAGAAGUGCCCCACGAGGGCCCCAUGUGCGACUUGCUGUGGUCGGACCCGGAAGACCAACUCGAGGGCUGGGGAGUAUCGCCGCGAGGAGCCGGGUUUACGUUUGGGCGGGACAUUUCGGAGAGGUUUUUGCAUGCAAAUGGCCUCAAGUGUAUAGCGAGGGCUCACCAGCUCGUGAUGGAGGGCUACCAGUGGAGCCAAGGCCACAACGUGUUGACUCUUUUCUCCGCGCCCAACUACUGCUACCGCUGCGGCAACAAAGCUGCCAUUCUGCAGAUCGACGAAGGCAUGAACUACUCCUUCAUCCAGUUCGACCCUUCUCCCGAGCAACUGGAAGGCGCUGAACAGCUGCGGGGGACCCCCGAUUAUUUUCUUUGA